Thermothielavioides terrestris NRRL 8126 is the source of this 3462-nucleotide messenger RNA. RefSeq lists its product as uncharacterized. Lineage: Eukaryota; Fungi; Ascomycota; Sordariomycetes; Sordariales; Chaetomiaceae. The record is from RefSeq and is a predicted model, not a curated record. The transcript has 4 exons. Bases 1 to 3462 code for a protein of 1153 amino acids.
AUGUCCUCCUUCCGCCCCGCCGUCACACCCCCGUCGACCUCAGUCUAUCCGCAUCCCGUGCAUCCUGCCGCUGCACCGCCCACGGCUUUCCGCCCAAACCCGCCGCGGUCGUCGUCCCUCGCUGGCGCCGCCAGCUCCCAACGCACAGCGUCCCUCUUACCGCCCGCGAGAAUUGCGGGGGACCCGGCGGCUCCACACGCCGCCGCUCCGCUCGACACCGACCUGUUCAGCAACCCAAGACCGGCGCCCAAGAUCCCCGACUCGGCAAGAGAGGUCGACUCGAGACACAAGCGGGGCCAUUCGCGCUCGAGCAGUCUGGGCGGCUUGAGCGACACCCUACGAAACCUCAACCGCUGGUCGGCCUCCACGACAUCGAGCCGCGCCUCCAACGCAACUACCGGCUUCGCCCGGGGCUCACCACCCGCGGCCCCGGCACCCAUCCCUCCGUUGCAAAGUCUGCCCCGGAUUUCGGCUGGCCCCUCGCUGGAGCACGAGGUCCUCGAGUCUAAUGCGCUAAGAAGUUUCUCCCCGACGAAGUCGCCGCCCCAACAAGACGUUGAACCGUCGAGUAAGGAUAGCGGCGCGUUAUGGGAUGGACAGUCGCGAGCUCCCGAAGUCGAACAGGGUUUGUCAUCGCAUACGCCCGGCUACACCACCACCGCCGUCGACCAGAGACAACAUUCCGAGAUGAUUGCCCACGAGCCCACCAUGCACUACACGCAGAAUGGACAGGCCAUUGGUCACUCGCGCAGCAGGUCGCCGGGGGCGAAGGGCGGCGUUGACGCCACUUCGUCCUCCAGAAGCCGAGAGAAGGAACGCGACCGAGAUCGAGAGCGCGAGCGCGAGCGCGCUGGCAAGCCCCCGUCCCAGAAAGCGAUGUUGUCAAAAGCGCUCCAAGAGGCCAACACCGCAGUCCAACUGGACAAUGCGCAAAAUUUUGAAGGCGCCAGGAGAGCGUACUCCGAGGCAUGUAAACUGCUCCAGCAAGUCUUGCUCCGGACGCCCGGGGAGGAGGAUCGACGGAAACUGGAGGCUAUCGCAAGGUACAACAACGGCUCGUCCCUCCGGCCUCCGGCGGACAGCGCUUACAUGCCUCCGCCCCUGUCGCCCCGACGCCCGCCGUCUGCGGCUAGGGCAUCCCCGCCUCCGCCCGAGCAGGAGAGCCCUCGGAGAGCGGUUCGUCCCGCUGUUCCAGAGUCUAGUGGUCGGUUAUCCCGGCAGGGGGCUUCGGGACAUCUCCGCGCAAACAGUCACGAGUCUAUCUCGUGGCUUGACCCAAUCGACGAGUCAGAGCGGUCGAGCGUGACCUCGAUGCAUUCACGGUCAUCGUCUAGGAUCAGGAGGAAACACAUACGAACGGCGAGCGGGGCAACUGAGGCGGAAUUCGACGCCGCUCUGGACGACGCGAUCGAGGCCGCAUACGACGAUGGAUACGAGCCGGAAUCGCAAUAUGUCGGCCAUACCUACCAUGACGAGGGCGGAGACCCGCUUCAAGACACACUGCGACGGGUGGAGAGGGCGAGGGAGCUCGUGCGGGAAUCGGAGAGAGAGGCGCUUGAACUCGCAAACGAGAGAGAGAAACGGCUCCGGUUGCAACAACAGCUCGAGGACGAGGAGUACAGGAGGCAGGAAGCGAUAGGCGAGGACUUCUACGAUGAGAGUAAUGAUUCGGAGGAGGAGGAACGGCUGUUGGAGGAGAUGACAAAGGGCAACGUGAUCGAGGACUUCACCAUGGCGGGCAGGUCCCGGCCGCCCGUUCCGCGCGAGUCGGACUCGAGCGGGACGACGAGCCGCACUUGGCACAGCUCCACGGCUUCGAAUCCGCCCACGGCCACGACGGUUCUCACCCCGGUGAGCGAGGACCGCAUUCCUCCGCAGCCGUCAGUGCCGUUGCCGGCCCUCCCGGCACAGGCAGCACCCCAAACGUCCCCUCCACUGACUUCGGCGGGCUCCGGGCAAACCGUGCGCAGUCGCCGGCUUUCUGGCCAGAAUCCGAAGGAGCUCAAGAUCGAGACGACCAAGCUGGCUCCGGCGGCGCCGGCGGCUCCGGCAACAGCAGGUGGCACGACCCCGUCCCAGCCGAAACCGGGAAGCUACAUCGUGCAGCAGCGCCAGGCCCUCUCAGCGGGCGCUAAUCGUACGUUGGGUCCGUUCACAUCGCGGCCAGGGCCGUCGCCUAUUCCAGGGAUCCCCGGAGAGGAACCAGACAAAGGCCCCCUACCGCCGACGGCCUCCUCCCAAGAAGAGUACCCGCGCGUGGGCACGCCUUCGGUGGUGCGGCCCGGGCUGCGGAGCAACUACUCGUCGUCGAGCUUGAAGAGCAUGAAGUCGCGCAACUUGUCGAUUUCUCACCUGGACGAGACAGCAGCAGACACCUCGCCCGGGACGCCCUUGACCACGCAGUUCAGUGCGCGGCUGCCCGCCGUUCCGGCUUUGCCGCCGGGCAUUAAGGACCGCGCCAACAGCACCACCACGGGCGGGCUGCACCUUUUUGACAAUCACUUCCACUCGUUCGAAACGCCGGGGACGCCGAACCCGCUCAUGCCCGACGCGCCGGUGCCGCUCGAGCCCUGCCCCAACGAGAUGAUGCUGCGCCCGUUCUGGCUGAUGCGCUGCAUGUACCAGACGCUCUGCCACCCGCGCGGCGGCUACAUCAGCACCAAGCUGUUCGUGCCGCGCGACGCGUGGCGCGUCAAGGGCGUCAAGCUCAAGAACGUGGAGGACAAGAUCGCGAACUGCGACCUGCUGACGGCGGCGCUGCAGAAGCUGGGCCGCGUCGACACGUGCGACGCCGACGCCGUGCUCGAGGAGAUGCAGUCGCUCGAGGGCGUGCUGGAGCAGGUGCAGGCGACGCUGGCGCGCAAGCUCGGCAGCGAGGUCGGCGUGCAGGGCGCCAGCGCCAUGCUCAAGGACGCGAGCGCCGCCGAGGCCGACGCCGCCGCCAUGCCGCGCUCGGCCAGCGUCGCCGGCAAGGCCAGCAGCUUCUCCUGGCGCCGGCUGCGCAGCAAGAACAGCUCGGCAAACCUGCCCGGCCUGGCCUCGGCGUACGGCGGCAAGGGCGGCAGCGGCGGCGGCGGCGGCGCAGCCAGCACGACGAACCUCAGCGAUGGCUCCGGCGGCAAGGACGCCUCCCCGGCGCUGGCCAGCCUGCCCAUGACGGACCACCCGACCAGCCGGCCGCCGAAGCGGGACGUGGCCAGCGUGCAGUUCACCGGGCCCAACGCGAACUACAUGGCCUCGCUGGCGAGAUUGUUCGAUGCCGCGCAGACGGUUGACCAGAUCGCGCGGCAGGUGGAGGACCCGGGCCUGCGGCACGCCGACAAGACGCAGGUCGGGCUCGAGCUGUGCGCGCGGCACGCGGCCGAGUUCUUCGCCUUCUACGUGUGCCGGUUCGCGCUGGCCGACAUGAUGCUGCUGCUGGACAAGUUCCUCAAGCGCGGCAGCGAGUGGGUGCUCGCGUAA